Stylonychia lemnae is the source of this 2769-nucleotide messenger RNA. Lineage: Eukaryota; Ciliophora; Spirotrichea; Sporadotrichida; Oxytrichidae. The record is from the annotation of a GenBank genome assembly.
AUGAUGACACGCAAACAAUAAGAAAUAGGAGAAGCAGUCUAAAAGCAGAUUAAAGUUUCAAAGUGGAACCUAGGAAGGCAUAAUGUAAUGAACAUCGACAAAGACACCAUCUAACAGAGUGUAUACUAGCUUCAUUAAGAUGAGGAUAGAUAUGAGAAAAAGAAUGUAAAGUAAACUCUAGAAGAUGUUCAGAGGACUUUACUAAUGUCAAGAGAAUCAGAUGGAGACACAAUAAGUGAUGAGGAGGCAAAUUUCAAUAGAGUAGGAUUUCCAGCUGUUUAAAACUUCUAUGAUAAGUAUAAGAGUAUAGAUAAGAGUCUAGAAAGAAGAAAACAUAAAAGAUAAGCUCCUCUUGCCUAUUUGAAAUAAUGUGAGGAUCUUAGAUUGAUUCCACAAACAAUGGGUAUUGUUUCCCUUAAGGGAAACAAUGAAGUUAUGAAUCUAAAAUCAUUCAGAGUAGGCAAUAAGUAUGCUCAAUCAAUAGGUAAAGGGCUUUAACUAAGUUAAGGAAUAACUAAGGUUAAUCUUGCCUAAAAUAGAUUAAGCCCUACUGGAGGUUUAAAGAUUCUUAAAGGCAUUAACUACAAAAUUUAGGAACUAGAUCUAUCCAAUAAUACUCUUGGAAAUUAGUUAAGUGGAAUUUUCAUAGCAAACGCUAUAAAGUAGAAUAAUCAUUUAAGAGUUCUUGAUUUAGGCUGGAAUAGUUGUGGCUCUGGUGGAUAAAAUUAGUUUUAAAUUGGAAAAGCUUGGGGCGAAGCAUUAUUAGUAAAUAAGACACUUUAGCAUUUAGAUUUAUCAUUUAACAAAUUCUCUUAUAAUGAUGUCUAAGUAUUUGCUGAUUAUUUAAGAGGAAAUCACACCUUAUAUGGAAUUCACUUUUAAGGCAAUGAAGGCAGGAUAGAUAGCUUAGGCUUCCUUAGAAAUGUUAUAUUGUCCGACAGAUCUCCAAGAGAUCAAAUUCUGAAUUAAAAAAUGGAUAUCCUCUAGGCUUAGCGAAGAAAAAACAAAAGUGUUCAAGUAAUGCAGAAGGCUAAUUAUGGACAAAAUACAAAGAUAAGCUUCAACAAGGAUAAUUGCUGCUGGAUUUGUGAAGGCUGGUUAGAAAAUCAUUUCAAAGUAGACUUGAAACACACAACUUUGUCUGAAUUAUAGAUAUCUGACAAUACAAAGGAAGAUCACUACAAUGUAUUUAUUCAUUUUGACUUUGAUCAUUGGGAGGGUGACUUGCUUGAUGAUCAAAGGAAAUCUUCACUUGGAUAGAAAGGAAAGUUUUAGUAGCAUAGAAUGGUACCAUAGGGUAUAUCAUAUUAUUUCUUCUCAUACGAAGGCAGACCUUUUAUCAAUAUGAAUGAAAAGAAAAUCUAGAUAGAUGAUUACUAUCGUAAUCAAUUAAGGAAAGACUUAAAAUAAGCAAAUACGUUUUCAAGAUUCUAAUCAACCAUAUACAAUUUUGACUUAGAGUAUCUUAACUACAUCGAUACCUAAAAUAACUAGAUUGUUAAUGAAUUAUAAGCUGACCUGCUGCCAAAAAUCUCAAAAACUUAAAGAGAAUCUAAGCCGAAAGACGAGGAGAAUAGAACUCAAAACCUUGUUAUUUCAUCAGAUUACAAAGUUCUAUUAAAGUAUUGUAUUCCAAGACCAGAUAAAGAGUUGAUGAAUACUUCUCAUGUGAGAGCAAGGACACCUUGGACAAUGGAAGUAUCAUUAUUCAAAGACUAUCUGAAGGAAGAUAAAGAUGAUUUGUGGGUAAACUGUUUCGAAUUUGAUUGGUAAAACAUGAAGUAACUGAAAUACAAGUAAUCCUCUGAGGCAGAAGUUAAAUCUAUUAUGAAAUAAUGUUAUUAACUGAUUAAGGAAUAAUACAAGAUUUAAGCUGGAUUUGGAAUGAUAGGAAAUAUUUUUUCUGUAGCUUUGAAUCAAUAUACAGAAUUUAUUAAGGAAGAACUAAAACUUAUUGAUGGUGAAUGCUUGAAUUAAGCAGAUUCAGAUAGAUAUUUCAUAACAGUUAACGCUAACAAACGAGGUCCAUUUAUUCCUGCAAAUGCUCUUGUUAGAUGCUAAUUUAUGGAAAUUCUAAUUAGACUAGCUGUUAAGAGAUAUUUUGAAUCUUAGUUAGCUCCAAAUGAGGCUUCUGCUGUAUAAAUGAUGAUUGAUAACAAUUUAAAUCCUACUUCUGAUCAUAUAAUCAGAGCUCAGUAAUGGAGAAGAAAGUUUUUGUGGAAUGAAUAAUGCGAUAACCUGCUUAAGGCGUACAUGCCAGUAUUCAUGCAUAUUUAUAAUAAUUUUGGGGGUACACAUAGAAAGCCAGGCUAGAAAAUGUUUAUGACUGUUGAUGAGUUUGAAAACUUUGUCUUGACAGUUCCUUUGGUAAAUGAUUUAUUUGGCUAAAGAGACUCUAGUGUGGCUUUUAAUUUAGCCAUGAUGACAUAAGUAAAUGAACUUGAUUAAGAUAGACAUUUGAGCGCUACAUUCAUCGAAUUUCUUGAAGCCUUUUGUAGAGUGGCUGAUAAAGCUGCCUUCGAGCCAAUUAAUCAGUCUAUUCAAGAAGGUGAGGAAAUAUAAUCAAUGAAUAUUGACGAGAGAAAAAACUAGAGCCUUGCAAUUAAGAUAGAAAAUACUAUACCUUAUUUGAUGAAGAAUUGUUGCAAAAGACCUUUUAUAGAAAAACAAUUCGAAUAGCCAGAGAGAGAUAAAGAGGUCGGAUUAUUUAUUCUAACGAAUGGGAAGUACUUUUAAAUAAUUUGCUAUGUUAGAUAUUAUAAUUAUUGA